UGACUGAGUUGCCCACGACUGCCACACUGACUCAACUUGUGAGAAGUGCUCUUGCCGUUGGCAGAAUCAGGGGCGUUGCUCAUAGGUGGGAAUCUUGUCGUUAGUGGCAUCAUCGGCUUAAUCCAAGCCCGGUGGAGGCAUUCCUCGCUUUUUUGUGAUCCCAUCAUUGGCUUCGCUCAGUCCGAGAUGUUGACUCCGCACGAAGCUCACGGUGAAUUUGAGCGCGAAACGGAGGUCCAAGAAGUCACCAUGAAUCUUCCGGAAGAAAACAAAUCAUUUCCCGGGGACAUUCACGUCGAUGCGAAUUCACGGACGAAUACAGAGCGGAUCCAGAAUGUGGAGAACUGUUUCGGAUCAUCUGGCCAGCCGCUACGGCAGAAUGGCAGAGUACUCGUGGGAGAAGGCGUCCUGACGAAAAUGUGCCGGAAAAAGCCGAAGCCUCGCCAGGUCUUCCUCUUCAAUGACAUUCUCGUCUAUGGGAACAUUCUUAUCCCGAAGAAGAAAUACGUCAGACAGAACAUCAUUCCACUAGAGAAAGUUUGUUUGGAGAAUCUUGAGGAUACCCCGGACCUCAAGAACGGCUGGGUCAUCCGGACACCUACAAAAUCUUUCGUAGUCUAUGCAGCCUCGAGGACGGAGAAACAACAAUGGACGAGUCACAUAAACACGUGCAUCAAUGAACUUCUGAAAAAAACGGGACGGAACCCGUCCAAGGAACAUGCAGCUGUAUGGGUACCAGACUCCGGUGCUGGGAAAUGUAUGGUGUGCAAAGAGACUAAAUUCACAUUGAUCAACCGGCGUCACCACUGCCGGAAAUGCGGUUGCGUGGUUUGCGCAAACUGUUCUCAACAUAAAUUCAUGCUACCCGCUCAAUCCUCAAAACCCGUGAGAGUCUGUGACUGCUGUUACUCAUCUCUAUCAAUGGGCAAGGGCGAAGUUGACCUAUCCACCGGAGACACGAGCGACCAACCCGAUGAUGCGCAGCGAUCAGCGAAGGAUCUUCGAGACGCAGAUACGACCGAUGACUCUGAAGAAGAUGAGGAUAACGAAGCGGAGCCAGCCGUCCCAGAAAUAAAGGAAGAGAAGUGGAUCUUCCAGCCUACAUUCUACAACGAGGAGGGAGCCAAAAAGGACGACGCCAAAGUCAAGAUAGAAGUCGAGGGCCCUCCGGAGAAGGUCGGUGAAGCGCCCCCGAAGGACGGUCAUCAAGCAGUCGAGGAGAAAAUGGACCAGAUGAAGAUUACUCCCGAAACGAACCAAAGCGAAGAAACUAAGGCUGAUUCUUGAUUUACGGGCGAUCCUUCUAUGCGAGAAACUUCUGAUCCCUCAUCCAGCGUCUGAUCGACGCGUAUGUACUUUGGUCCCCGAUUUCUGUUUGCUCCUCUUCUGGUGGAAAUUUCGAAUGAUCCCCCUUGACCUCUGAUUCACUUCAAAACGAAAAGAACAUUCCCCACGUUUUUUUGUUCCCGUCAGCCGCGGGCAUUGGUACCCCGCAACUGAUCGUACACCGUGGCCAUCCCUGUCUGAACGUAUCAAGUCAUUCCCAUGAAAUAUAUGUAUGUACAUCGGACAUAGAUCUGAAGAUUCCCUCUCCGCCUAUCUGUACUCAUGGAUCAAGAUCUGGAUCUGAAGAGCGAACUCGCAUGUCGAGAGCUACGAUAGGGGUCAAAUGGCUAAAUCCAAAACGCGGUUCGUCACCGCCAAUGGAGAGAUCUUUGAUAACGAUAUUCACCGGCGUCGAUAUGAUCGCAGCAUGCUAAUUAAGAAUAAAGCAAUUUUUUUCUACAUUUAACCGA
This is a messenger RNA of Galendromus occidentalis (western predatory mite), 1796 nucleotides long. RefSeq names its product pleckstrin homology domain-containing family F member 2. The transcript is spliced from 7 exons. Gene Ontology annotation, molecular function: metal ion binding; phosphatidylinositol binding. Bases 187 to 1287 code for a protein of 366 amino acids. Gene Ontology annotation, cellular component: early endosome. NCBI's taxonomy places the organism in Eukaryota, Metazoa, Arthropoda, Arachnida, Mesostigmata, Phytoseiidae. The record is from RefSeq and is a predicted model, not a curated record. Gene Ontology annotation, biological process: endosome organization; endosome to lysosome transport.